UGCAGGUGGGAUUAUGUGUGUGUCACCACACCUGGUUAUACAUGAGAUUCUAAUUUAUAGAAGUGAUAUUAUGUUAUUUACUAUUUAAAAUAAUCAGCACUGUACUUUUAUGAUCUGUCCAGGUACACAUGUGUACAUCAAACUGGUUGCUUUUACCUGCUGUGUGAUAUUCUGUGGUGGGCAUCCCCUGCAUGUUAUGCAUUCACUUGGUUUCAGGAAGUAGUGAUCUGUUGCCUUAACUCACGGUCACGUUAAUACUGCAAGCCUCAGAGAGCUGAUGUGGAAAUUUUCAUUAUGUGUGCCUAGGAUACACCAUACAUAUAUGGGUGUUUAUAAGCCUAGUUUGACUAAAUAUUGUCAGACGUCACCUUAUAAUGCAAUGUUGGGCCUGAGAUAAGACUUCUCAACUUCUUUGUUCGUCAGGGUGCUAUCCACCUUCACCCCAAUUUGUACCUACAUUCCUGCCAACACUGAUCUUUUUACUGUUUUCUUUUCAUUGGCAGUGGCAGUCUGAGACAUGUACAACAAGGACACAUCUCAGGAUUGGUGCAUUUCCUUGAUUGCUGUUGGGUUUGAGUGCCUGUCUUCAUACAUUUCUAGUCUGCUCUUCUGAGGGUUACCUCUUCAUAUACUUGGCCCAUUUUUCUUAUUGACUUGCAGGAGAUCCUUGGUCAUUCUUGUUGGUUUAAGCUGUUACAUAUAUUCUUAUACCAACUUUGGCGUUUCAUACUGAGUUUAUCUGCUUUAUCUAGGUUUUCAAAUUUAUCUAGGUUUUCAAAUUUAUCAAUGUAAUUUUUAAUACCACUUUUAUUACUUGUAAAAUAUCUGUUGUCUGUCACUUCCCAGUUUUUAUUCUGUAUUUUAUUUGCAUCACCUUUCUUGAGCUGAAUUACCAAAGAAGUAUCUAAUUAAUCUUUUCAAAGAAUGAAUGUUAGAUUUUUUUUUCAGUGAUAGGGAUCAAACCUGGAGCCUUGUGCAUGCUAGGGGCUGGAGCUCUUUUGUGCUAUGAAGCAACAGCCUCACUCUUCAGAGGAGUUAACUUCCAGAACUGGCGCUGGCUUCUGAUGAGGAGCAUGGUGUGUAAGCUGAUGGAGGGCUGUGAGGAGACCUUAGUGUUCAUUGAGGCAGGGACCAACAGGGGAGUUGUGGGUUUCAAAGGCUGCACCUCAAGCUUGUCUUAUCCUCCACGAAUCUCCUACCUUGCUUCUCCACCCGGGGUAUCCGUUGCUUCCUAUAGCCGCGUCUGUCGGACCUAUCUCUGCAACAACAUCACCACCCUGCAGCUGUUUGUGAGGCUCAAGGCCGAAGCUCCUAAGUCUGUAGCGUUGUCUUCCCAUACUUGCCCAUCCUGUGUGGGUGAGCACAGCAAGGAAUGUCUUCCACAUUUUGUCAGCACUGAGACUUGCCCUAAGGAAGCCCUUGAAUGUUACAGUUCCACCUUAAAAUUUCAGGCAGGGUCUCUUAAUACCACUUUCCUGCUGAUGGGCUGUGCUUAUGAAUACGAAAAGCUUUUAGCAAAAUAUCAUUAUAUUGGAAGCAUACAAGUGACUGAGGUCCUAAACAUCUUAGAGAAGUCCCAGGUUUUUGGUGCAGGGCCCUCCAGUCGGGGUUCUUCCUGGGGCAUCCUCUUAGGCCUCCUGCUUGUCUUCAGGCACUGAUAUCCAGCUGGAUUCGAUGAACACCCAUAUCCCUUCACAUAACCAAAUAAAGUUGUAGAGUUGCAUUUA
Messenger RNA from Chinchilla lanigera (long-tailed chinchilla), 1727 nucleotides. RefSeq names its product LY6/PLAUR domain containing 4 (gene Lypd4). The transcript is spliced from 4 exons. Lineage: Eukaryota; Metazoa; Chordata; Mammalia; Rodentia; Chinchillidae. The record is from RefSeq and is a predicted model, not a curated record. Gene Ontology annotation, cellular component: plasma membrane; plasma membrane raft. The coding region runs from base 978 to 1658 and encodes 226 amino acids.